Molecule: messenger RNA, 5994 nt
Organism: Solenopsis invicta (red fire ant)
Lineage: Eukaryota; Metazoa; Arthropoda; Insecta; Hymenoptera; Formicidae
Gene: DIP-lambda
Product: lachesin
Exons: 14
Coding region: 1172-2473 (433 amino acids)
Cellular component (GO): neuron projection
Source: RefSeq, a predicted model, not a curated record
AGCAAUCAGUGCGACACCUUCACAUGACUAGCGCAACUCCUUAGUGACUAGACGCUUAUUUGAGAUUCACACCUGGCACAAAUUGGCACAAAUGCGCGACCCUUCGUUUUCGAUACUCACGCCCGUCGAAAACUCGAGAUACGAAGCUACGGUGGCUGUUUGUUUUUGAUUUCGAUUCGUUUGUUCAUAAGCGUAUGUCAGAACGUGGACAUAAUAAUCGUCUGGAGCCGCGUGUGUGUUGUGUGUUAGCAUCGGUUGCGACUAAAUGGACAAAAGGUUAUGUUAUGUUACGCCGCGCGGUACGGUAUGGUAAUCGCGCGAUCCCCUGGAGAUUCGUUGUCUGCUGCGUUAACUUCCUUGAUGGCAUCACGGGUGACAGGUGGAUGCGGAUAACGCUUUCGUCAUUUCGCGUUAACUUCCCGUGGUCGCAAAGUAAUGAACUGCGCAUCGUAUACGGGAGUGGCGUCCAGGAUGUCGCGCGAUCGUCGUGCAUCGUCAUCGAGGUGAUUAUUGCUAAGUAGUAGUAUAAUAGUGUUUUCGUAAGUGAGUGCUAGUGCUGUAAGAAAGCAAUAAGCAGGAACAGGAGAGGAGAAGGACCUGGCAGGCACUAGGCAACGGCGGAACAACCACGAGGUUAAGCUAGCACAGCCAUUGUUUGUAAGUGAGUGCUAGUGCUGUAAGAAAGCAAUAAGCAGGAACAGGAGAGGAGGAGAAGGACCUGACAGGCACUAGGCAACGGUGGAGCAACUACGAGAUUAAUGUAGCUGUGUUACAACUCUGCUGCUGCGCACCGGUCCAAAUCCCGGAUAUUGAAUCGAGACGAAAGCGAUGCGGAUACGAGAACGGGGGAAUCAUCUACGUGAGGAUAAGAAGACGGAAGGACGAGAGACGAGAUAAUCGGGACAGCGAUUGCUGCUGCGAUUAAAUCGCAGGAGAGAAGAUCGCCAUCUGAGAGAAGAUGGCUGAGUAACUCCGUUCGUUGCGCAUCGGGUCGGUCAGCAUGAGCAGGAAAGAAUUUUUAGCGACAAACGAAACGAGAAGCUAAGAACGCAUGCCUAAAUUAGCCUGGGAAGCGGAUAAUUUGCUGGUAAGCGGCUAACGGGUCACUUCUAGGGGAUAAUAGAUCGCCGACUGGUGUCCCGAAGACUCAUCAGAAAACUGGUCGACUCUCAUGGCAGCGCGGAAACUCGCAGCCCUCUUCGCCGCGGUCCUGCAACUUUGCUUAUGCCAAAUCACCCCGGAAGUUUUGCCCGAGUUCUUAGCUCCUUUGGAAAAUCACACGGUGAUCCAAGGUCGUGACGUCUUCUUCACCUGCGUCGUUAAUCAUCUGCAAUCGUACAAGGUAGCCUGGAUAAAAUCGGAUUCCCGAGCGAUUCUGGCAAUACACACGCACAUGGUGGCGCACAAUAACCGACUAUCCGUCACGCAUAACGGGCACAACACGUGGAAACUGCACGUGUCGAAUGUCCAGAAGAACGACUCCGGUACCUACAUGUGUCAAGUCAAUACCGACCCUAUGCGCAGUCAGAUGGGAUACAUGGAAGUAGUGAUACCGCCUGACAUAAUGGACGACGAGUCCGCAGAAGGUAUGGUUACUCACGAAGGAGGCAAUAUAAGAUUGCGAUGCGUCGCCACCGGUUCGCCAAAGCCUACCGUCACUUGGAAACGAGAGGACGGUCGUAACAUCAUCCUCAGAGAAGAUGGGCAGAAACAAUCUUUAAAAACUGUCGUCGGCGAGACGCUGGAACUGACGGGGGUGCUUCGGCAAGAGAUGGGCACGUAUCUCUGCAUAGCUACCAACAAUGUGCCACCGACGGUCAGCAAGCGUUACUCCGUCGAUGUUCACUUUUCACCUCUCAUUAAGGUGGCAAAUCAAUUAGUGGCUGCGCCGAUUAAUAGCGAUGUUGUGCUGCAAUGUUACGUCGAAGCAUCGCCGCACGCCAUGAACACGUGGUACAGAGAUACAGGCGAGAAACUGCUACCCAGCGACAAAUACGUAAUGACGGAGCACCCGUUGAACGAGUACUCUUGGCAAAUGAAUCUCACUGUCAAUUCCCUGGAAAAACGGGACUUCGGCGGAUACGUGUGCUCGUCCGUCAACGCGCUCGGGAAAUACGAUGGCGUAGUGCGAUUGCAAGAGCUGCAUCUUUCCGCGAAGACGACACCCACGACACUCACGAAGAAUACGGAUAGGCAGCGCAAGAAGCCGAUAUUGAAGGGUAAAAAGAAAAAUAACAAUAGUAACGGUAGACGAGGCCACGCGGGUUUCGAGGACGGUGACUUCGUCAGCGGUGAUGAUGAUUUCGGUACAACGCAGAUCAUGACAGGUAGUACUCAGGAGGGCCAAAGAACGGACAGGCCCAUCACCGCGCCUUCCUUACCGCCACCUUGGGUCGUUUUGAAUGUCGCGAACCUCAGGCAUCCCUCGGUAUCCGCGAUUUUACUUUUGCUUCUUCUGCUGACCACUUUGUAAGGCGACGCCGAAGAGCUUCAGGAAUAAAAGUGAAUAUGAGAAAAACGGCGAUUAUGAAGAUUCACGAGCCGGACCGUGGAACGAUAGAUUUAGAAGAUCUCGAUCCUGCGCGAAACAGGUAGAAAAAAAUUAAUAUUUCAUGAAACAUUUGAUAACGGUGAUUUGACUCGACUGAAGAGACUGAGAUUUUUCAAAUCAAAAUAAGACACGCUUGGAAUUAUUUUGAAUUUUUGAAAACACUUUUUGUAUUUUUAUUGGUCUCGGUCGAUACUUGUCGAUAAUUGUCGAAUAUAUAAUAUUUAACUUUGAACUUAAUUUCUCAAAUUUUUUAAAUUACAAUUACGUAAUUUUUUUAUAUUUUUAUAUUUAUAAUUUUUUAAUAUAUAACCAUAUUUUUUAUCUCCUAGAAUAAAAUCAGUCUUGUAAAAUAUUCAACGUUACAUAACUGCCUUGUGGAAAACGAUUAUCUCCGUCGUUAAUAAUGGCGAAAGUUUUCUCUCAAAGGUUGUCAGAAUAUAUUUAAAGAGAGUAAUCAUUACAAAGAAAUCUCUGAAUAUUACGGACUUUUCUACUUUAAUCAUUAUUUGAUGUACUUUACGUUUUUUGCGAUGUCAAAAUGCUUUCUCAGAUUACGCGCUCCGCGCUCUAAGAAUCGAUCGUGAAAUCCAAUAUCUUUGAGGGGUAGAAAACCAAUCUCUUUAAGGGGAGAAAAGCCUGAUUCCGACGGAAUCUGACAUCGACUGCUUGGUCAUUAUCUUCAUUACCCCCUAUCAUCUAUAUAAUUUCCUGGCAGCUUUUAUCUUUUUAAUCACGAUUUUAAGGUAAACAUAAAAUUUGUCGUGCAAUUAAUUUGAAAGAAUCUAUCUUUAUAAAAUUACAAUUUAUGAAAAAACUAAUCAUUGCAAACUAUCACAAUCAUUUCUAAAAUAUUAUUCAGAUAUUUGAAACAUAUUUUUAAGGAAGAACAGGGUAAGUUGUUUUCUCUUUCUCACUCUCAAUUAGAUAAAAUGAGAUAUUUAAUUCCUUGUUCAUAAGAGUUUAUAACAUCUCGCGUAUCACCGGGCACCAUUUGCAUACAAAGCUGUUAUAAAUUCAGGGUAGAGAUUAAUGAAUGAACUUAGGAAAGCAAGCAAAGGGGUCAGUUGGAGAACCCUCGUGGAUCUUCAUUAGUCGCCUAAAAGUAACGCAAAGGGACACGCCGUGCGUACGCGACAAUCCUAUCUGGGUAGGUCAGUCCCUCUGGCGAUGAUUGUAAAUAUAAAUGAAGAACGAGUAAAUUUGGUCAAAAUGUACAGAAAAAAGUGACUCUGUUUCCGAAUCACUUAGACCUCAUAACAGUGCUUUUAAAAUUGAGUGCUUCUUAAAUUAACAAAUGAAAAUUUAUUAAAAGACACUAGUAUUUUUUAAAAAUAAUUUUAAUUAUCAUAUGCACAUUAAAUAACUACAAUUAUAUAACAAUAUUAUGAAAUCUUGCGUCUCUUACGUUUUAAAUUUUUGUUCAUUAUCGUUAUCACAAUUUGAUGAUUAUAAAUUGGUGUAAUUGCGAAUCUUCCUUUAAAAACGUUUCUGUAGCACUGUUUGAAAAUUUGAGGCUAGUGAUGAAAAUAGAGUCGAGAUGAUGAGGCGGAGGCGUGCGAAACUACGCUGAGGAAACAAGAAAAAGAAAGAAAUAGGUCUUCCCCUUAUUCGAUAUAACAAGGAUGUAUUUCUAGAUGCGAUCGAAUGUAGUCACUGCCGCGACCAAAAAGAUCGUGUCGAGACUUUCGACAGGGUCUCUUGUAAAUAUACGCGACACGAUGUCAACACGUGAGUUAGAGAGGCUCUUCCUCUCUCUCUCUCUAUCUCUUUUUCUCUCGUUUAGAUGUAACCGGCGCGAUUAAUCGGACUGUAGAUAAAAUACAGGUCAAACAAGUUCGUGCAUCGCCCGAUCGACACGGCGAACACGGAAAAAGGAGAUAACAUCGGGAUGCGAAUGUGCCGGAACUGCGAGAUGAGUUCUCCGUACCGACAUCCUCCAUGCCGCAGAGUUCGUGUAGAUCUCGUCGUGGCUAUUGAAUUUAACCGUUCAACAAACCUCGCAAAAAGCUGAAGCAGGAGACAAACAAAUCUGUAGGAAAUAGACGGAAUAGAAAACUUCUUGUUUUUUUUUUUUUACGCUAUUACGAGAAAAUUGUUCUACGUCAAUCGUUUUAUGCUUUCAUCAUGUAGAAGCAACACGAAAUUUACGCGAUGCACGAACUUUCUCAUUCGACGUUAAGAAUUUUCGCAGAUCAAUGUUUGUACACUUGCCGCUUGGAGUUGAAAUAUACGGAAAUUGUUCCUUUCGCUUUGUAUAAACAGUUAACAAUUGAGACAUUAGCAUAACAAGUAAAAAAAUUUAACCAAAAUUUCAUUUUUAACGAAUGUCAAAUCUGAUCUUCACUUUGUUACACUAUUACAUUUUUUUCUUUGUAUUAUAUCCAUAUAGCAAACAAUCUGCUUGUAGAUAUAUAGAUAGUGAAAAUUCGUCAGCUUUCCUAUAAUUGAGCGGUUCGAAAUGCGAUAACGUGGGUUAGUUAAUUGAUGCUGACGGGAGCUCCAUGGAGCCUCUUCUGAGUUACUCUGUGCAUACGUAAUUUCCUGUUUCCGGCAUUCGCUAUUGUUCGAAACGAAUCACUGCCUGCUGUUAUUGUUGCUGUUGAGAAUUUCAAAUGUAUCGAUAUAAAAUACAAACCGAUCGAUAAGACGCAAAGCUCUGUCGAACGAGAUAAGAUUUAUUCGAGAUUCGCCGACCCCCGCGUUUCGCUGGCGACCGUUUUGCGCGGCCACGUUUUGUCUUCCACGAUACUUUUUUAUCUUUCCACGAGCAUCUGUCGCGACCAGGGCACUGGGCAGGCUAAAUGUGCGCUCGAUUAUCGCAAAUUGGCGUGGCUUAAUUCGGUCGAUGCACUCUUACGAUUAGAUGAGCCGACGUAUAUUGUAGUCCGUACGCAGAGCGGAGGGCACGACAAUAAAUACGGUAUAGUGAAGUCUCGUCAGAUCGGACUUUCAUUCGGCUUAAAAGCUCGCUAGAAAAUGCCGGCGAUUUUAAUAUUGCUUGAAUAUUUAUUCAGAAAUUAUCUCACUCUGAGAUUUGUCGGAUGAUUCGUCGUAUUGAUUUAAUUGAGCUUUUAUUUACGAUACGUUAUUAUCGCCAAUUAUUCAACUGAAUAAUUGACAUUCAUGCGAGUUAAAUAAAUUAAUGUAACGAAACCGCACAUUGUACCGUUAGAUAAAGUGUAUUUUUUUAUCAUUCGUGUUUGCGUUAAUGAGUUUAUAUUGUACAGUUCGAAGAAUCGAUUCUGUACUGUAAAUACUUAAUACAUUAUUGUAUUUAAAUAUAUAUACACACACACUUAGCGAUAAUGGUGGCACUUUGCAGAAAUCUGGCGAGUUUUUAAGCACAUCACCGACUUGCUUGGCGCACUCCAUAUAAAAUAUGCAGGGUGUAUAAAAAAUAUAUUGUGCGCAUGUCUUCACGUAGCUGCAGCGUGCUCGAUAAA